Anneissia japonica is the source of this 2740-nucleotide messenger RNA. RefSeq lists its product as uncharacterized. NCBI's taxonomy places the organism in Eukaryota, Metazoa, Echinodermata, Crinoidea, Comatulida, Comatulidae. The record is from RefSeq and is a predicted model, not a curated record. The transcript has 6 exons. Bases 1 to 669 code for a protein of 222 amino acids.
AUGGCUAAGAAUCCAAAAAUACUGUUGAUAGACAAUCUAACAGAGGGCGUCUUUUGUUUUCGUAAAAAAAAAUCACCAAUUUCUUUUUUUUCUGUGGUUCGUGAUUUUUUGGUGUUAUUCUAUGACAUAGAAAAUGGUGAGCUGCAAGGAAAUGGUAUCUGUACAUGCUUUGCUGGUGAUGUUAUAUGUUCGAAACCAAGAUACGGGAUUGAUGCAGAUCAACUCGACAAUGGACAAGUGUAUCUUUUUAUAGGAUACAGUGUAAAGGAAUACCAAUAUAUCAACGAAUACACCGGUGUGCAAAUGUCGGAUGCGGUGUUCCAGAAACAGCUACAGACUUUACUUGAUGAAGAAUCGCAACCCACUUCUAAGUGUAAACUUGUUUUAGUUCCAUUGAAGACACACGGUCAUCUAAUGUUCAAUUCAUUUGAAGAGGGAGAUGACCGUAAACAGAAGCCGGUGACUUGUAUUGGUGCCUUGAUGCAGUUGGCCAGUAUGAUAAAUGGUGGGAUGAUACAACUGUUCACGAGUCCAGUGCUAUCGGUUUUGAAAGUAGCAAGCGUAGACCACCUUGAUAUGAACACCAAUCGCCCUCAAAGUUUAACGCAAUCUUCAGACAUCUGGGAAUUACGAGAACGAUUGCAAUCUCUCUACCUUUCCAACCAGUAAAUGAUUUUAGUUGUGUUCACAUCUCAUAUUUAUGUGUAAUGUGCCGUUUUGGAACAAGUGAUUUUGUCUUAGCUUUCUUCACUUAAUGCUGACAAUUUUGUCUGUGUCUGUAGCUUUUUUAAAGGGAGCUGUCGAUUUGUAAGAUGACGUGAUAAAAGUAGAACGGAUUCACUCACCCGUGACCGUCCUGCGUUCAAUGCACAACGCGUCCUUCAAUUCACGCAACUCAUACGUGACGUCAUUAGUUCUUACCGUCGUCGUACAAUCGAAAGCUUCUUAAUGUAGAAAUACAUCCCGUGUAAUGCAUGCGAAGAAUAGAAUGUCAAUCAUUCAAUGGCUACAAAACAAAGUAGACUCACUGAAAUUACAUUGUUAGUGAAUCUGCGUAAUUUAUGACGUGUUUUAAAUUGGUGAUUAUAGCAUAAAUUCUACCAUAAACCUAAAUGAAGAAUAGGCCUAUUUUGUGGCAUGACUAUCAAAGUACAGUAUGCUCAUGAAAACAAAAAUUCUACCUGAAAAGUACUUAUAAGAAAGUAUAAUACAUACUCCAAGUAUUGAAAUACACGCCAUCGUGUAAAAGUACUUAUUUAAUAUCUAUUUGCAAAAACAAGUAGGCCUAUUUAGAAAAUUUGCUGCUACUUUUUGUUUAUUAAUCCGUUUUGUCUCGAUUGAAGCUUGCUUUGCCCAACUCUCAACUUAAUUAGUGGUUGGUAAUUAAGGUACGAUUAUAAUCAUUUCGGUAUAAAAUGGUCCUGCGAGGGUUGAUUAAAAUACACUUAACGUUAGCUUAGAUUGUGGUGUUAAUUAGUUAUCCCAAAGUAUUUUGUCACGAGUUUUCAUCACAUCAGUGCAUUAUAGGUUCAAAGAGAAAUCCCUCAUAGACAUCCUAAUAUAUUUAUCCACAAUAUUUUUGGAUGGUUGGGGGGGGGGGGGGGUGGUGUUCUGGUAAUAUUUUGUUUCAUGCUUAUACAAAUUACGAGAAACAAAACGUUCGUCAAUUUCGGUAGAAUUUUAUGUUUACUUUAUCCUACCCCUAUUUCUUGCCUAGUGUGCCCUGAGGUAAAAAGUAAAUCGGUGACGUAAUGAAGUCCUUAUGUAGUUCAAAUAAAUAUCUAGCAUUAUCGUCACCACCAUCCGUUCGUCCGCAGUGUAUGUAUUUAUGAUUAUUGCUACAGUUGUUUUGGUGUUUGUGCUGUUGAUCUCUCCAACUUAUUUAUUUGGGUUCAUGCAUGAUAAUCUAUAAAGAUGUACUGUGCUUUUUUGAGAAGAUUUCUACGUAAAUCAGUAAACCAAAUUACUUUAUAAAGCGUAUAUCAGUAUUUGAAAAUAUUUAGAUUCACGAAUGUACCAUAAUCCUUUUGGCGUAUCCCACUCAUCCUCAUUUUCAGUAUGGUCAUCUAUGCUCUCUAUGAUUGGUUGCAAUGUAGCGCGUAGACUCAUCUCUCUUUGACGCGCGCACGCUUACUGAAGUUUACAAUAAUGUGCUUAUGGUACAUUCAAAUAAAGCCUGGUUUCCUCAAAAUAGCUACAAGUGUUUUCAGUGCAAUCGUUGUACUUAGCAGUCCCCGACACAAUCGGAAAGGGAUCCCCAAAUUGACCGACCAGCAUCGUCAAAAGCUGUCGGCGUUAGCGCGUGUAGCGAUUGUAUGGAAACCAAGCUUUAAUUGCUAAACGUAUUUUAAACCUUGUACAGUUAUAGCGUUUUCAGCAAACUAUUAAUUAUUUGUGGAACACUGCACUGUCCACUGAAUAGUGAAGAAGAUACAUUAUCUCGAACAAACGAACAGCAUACAAUAGACUUUUCCGCUAAACCCGGACCCUAGGAUAUCGUUUCUGAGGUCCCACAAAGGAGUGUAAAAAAAAAGGCAAACACGUGCGUUUGUGGGACAACACGUGUGCUUGUUAACACGCGCGUUCUCCUGGCCCUGCAUGACUGGUCAGUUUUACCAAAGAACUUAAAUAGCAGAAGAAUGAGCUGUUCCGCGUAUUUGCAUUAAAAUUGAUGGAACAUCCGCCCUCUCGCGAAUAGGGUAAAAUUUGAACAUUUUUACUAAGUGGAGAAACUAUUGGA